AUGUGGAGGCAGAGAGCCCAUGCGCACCUGUCGGUCCUGGCUGGACUUGCAUCCUUCUGUCUUUGUACUUCUAGAGCCUUCGACUUCACCGCCCCCCACACGGUCGACAGCCCGGUUGACCUCUCGGACGCGGUACACAGCAAUAACCUGUCGACGCCUUCGUCUGAGUCCACCCUUUUUCCAGUCCCCAAUGUUCCGUAUCAUCGGGGGCAGAUUCUUGCAGUUGCAGUUGUUUCGGCCCUCGUGUUUCUCCUUUUCUCUUGUUCCUUGCUUCUUGGGUCUUUCAGGAAUUCGAACGGCCGUGGGAGCAUUCGUUCUCUUUCAGAGAGACACCCCGGACAUCCUUGUUACGAUGAUUCGCAACUUGACUUCAUCCUAACAGGCCCAUUGGACAGAAGAGCUUUGGAAGAAGCGCGGCAGAUACUAACUGCUCUAGAUCUCCCACCAUCAGCAAUGCAAACCCUCAAAACAUCUGAGCGUGAGCUACUAAGUUCAGCCCAGAGCGCGAUGCGGAGCCACACUGAACGGCUUGCAUUUGUUGUCCAGAGCAUAUCAGUACGUCCUGCAGCACAAUUGCCAGGGUUGAUUGCCGAGAGAGAGAAAAUAAGGUCCUUUAUGGGAUCCAUAAAAUGGUCGCCAGCUCAGGAAGCCGAAGCGUUGUUCUGUAGGGCUAGGGCUUUUUCGCUUGGGCGGCGGAUGCCACGUGAAGUGGCUGUAGCCUUGGUCGCGGCAGAGCUAGUUAAAAGCCCAAACAAACCCACUUCAACCACCGCAACCCGCGAACAGCAGCGGCUUGUGGAACAGAUGGUGGAAAGCAUGAGGGUAGAUAUAGAUCAUUUUGCACAUGUUCUCGUGAACACGCGCGGGAUCCCUUCCCAAGAAGUGGAUGCUGCGAGAGAUAUGCUAGAGGAGUCUGAGUGUCUUUGGAACCAGCUGCGCUAUGCGAGUAUGCAUGCACUCUCGGAAUCUCUGAACAGCUCUUGUAGAGGCCUCAGAGAUGCCCUGAAACGACGGACGGGCCGGAAGCCGAGCAGAACCGCCAGCUUGCCGAGUAUGCUAUCGCGGAUGGCGAUCCGUGGACCUUCUCCGGCUCCAAAAGGCACGCAGGCACCACGCCAUUAUACCCCUUCCGUCUCGUCCCUGGAUCCUGAACAACCAAGGGGUGCAGAAGGCACUGCUUCUGCGGAGCAGUUGGGGGCGCGUCCCAAGACAACAACUGCCAGCGGCACACUUUGGUCCUCAUUACGCCGCCAGAGGCGUGGAACAGUGACGGAGGACAGUGCAAGCCCAGCUCCGACCUCUCCCCAACGGCGGUUGCCUGUAAUACCUGAAACGGGCUCUCAGGUGCGGCCUAUUAGCGUUCAGGAAGUACCCAAUCUGACAGCUUCCAUGAAAAGAUGGGCGACUAGGUGUACUGAUUCCUUGAAAUCGCUCCGUAGUACCUCCGCCAGAGAAGCGUCUCUCGACGGUGUUGCAGCAGAAGGAAUGCAGCUGUACCGUGAGGUCACUAGUGUAAGCAUGGAUUCUUCUGUCGACCAUGAAUCCUCUCAAUCAUUUACAGAUGCGUUAAAACUCCUGAAGUCUUUGCUAAAUAAAGUUCACGCUGAACUUAUUGUCUCCUGGUUGGGCAGGGUUGCUGAGUCGCGCCAGGCGUUGACGAAAGCUCGGUAUGGCCUACAGAUGUCUGUAAACGAGGUUAAUGACAACACCCCUCCCAGAGCGGGAGGGCCGUACAUUGGCGAUGUAACCGUGCUUAGAGCUACUCUGAGCGCAGGCAGGCGGACUUCAGAGUCGCUUAGGCGUUUCCUUGGUGUACGUUCAACCCAUCAGCGACUUUCCGACGCGUUGGAAGGUCUUGAGAGCGUCUUGACGAAGGGCGAACAGGAGUUGCAAUCGGCGAUUAGUUUGGCUGCUGAUAUGUGGAGGAGGAGGCUGGAGGAUGCUGAGGGCGACAAACAAGCAAGCAGCGCUGUGCGCAUCUCACCAGUCAAGUCUGGAACACUGGAAGCAGCCCCCUCGAAAGCUGUACUUAUUGAGCGUGCAAAGACUACAGCGCAAUUUGCGGCGUACCGCAUCAUCAAGUACUUCAUUGACCGCUCCAAGACCCCAAAGUGA
Eimeria mitis is the source of this 2115-nucleotide messenger RNA. RefSeq lists its product as uncharacterized. NCBI's taxonomy places the organism in Eukaryota, Apicomplexa, Conoidasida, Eucoccidiorida, Eimeriidae. The transcript is spliced from 2 exons. The record is from RefSeq and is a predicted model, not a curated record. The coding region runs from base 1 to 2115 and encodes 704 amino acids.